Tilletiaria anomala UBC 951 is the source of this 1097-nucleotide messenger RNA. RefSeq lists its product as uncharacterized. NCBI's taxonomy places the organism in Eukaryota, Fungi, Basidiomycota, Exobasidiomycetes, Georgefischeriales, Tilletiariaceae. The record is from RefSeq and is a predicted model, not a curated record. Bases 223 to 714 code for a protein of 163 amino acids. The transcript has 3 exons. Gene Ontology annotation, cellular component: cytoplasm; nucleus. Gene Ontology annotation, molecular function: protein tyrosine phosphatase activity.
CUUGAUCUGGACAUUUGAAAUUGGGAAAUACUCUAACACUCCACUUUCGGUCUUCCACCACCGCUGCGACCAACAUGCAAUUUCAAUGAAGACAUGUCAAAUUGAUGUCACCCCGUGCCUUCUGGCAGCGCUCGGCGCAAGCCUAGCUAAGCUUAAGACUGGCAUUGCUUCUUGCUUUUGCUCUUGUACUUACCUGUACGAUUCCAUCUUCCAUCACGCACCAUGUCAGAGCAGCAUCCAAUUCACUCCAAAGGCUGGCAAGAUGUCUACCCAACGCCUCGUGAUCGCUCCACAGCGCCUCUGCCUAGGGUUGAUGUGCAAGUGCUCAAGCAGAUACUCGAGAGGCAGGCAAAUGGGCGAGCGACAGAGGCAGUCAUUAUCGACGUCCGUCGAACUGAUUGCGAGUCAAUGAUACCGACUGCGAUAAACUUGCCGGCUCACACGUUCCUUCUGUCUUUGCCAACACUGCUGCCUCUGCUUGCCAAAGUGCCACUCGUCCUGUUUUAUUGCAAUCAAUCGACGGGAAGAGGUCCACGCGCAGCAGGCUGGUAUGCUGAUGCUCUUCAGGAGUACUCAGAUCUCGAUGAUGCACAAACGGCAGCUAAGGUCGGCGUCGUCGAGGGUGGUAUCGUGGGUUGGGAGGAAGCGUUUGGCGCUGGCAGUCUGCAAGAGCGCGGCAAGCCUGCGCAGGGUUGGAGCAGUAGACAGGUAUGAGAGUUCAUCUGUAGCACAUUCAGCAAUCAAGAAGACGCUGGAUCCAUCCUUGUUCCCGUGCUGUAAUUACUGAUCGUGCCGUGACGGCGCAUGCCGUUCCGUCUGCUGCCGAGGUGUCGGUCAUCAGUUAUGCAAAGUGCAACCGACCAUAUAUACUGACUUCCUAGACAAAAUGAGCUUACUUUUCCAAACCGUUAGCUGACGCAGAACACCUCGGUGCCCAUGCAGUGCUACCUAGCGCGGGCGUACAGCGCACCAGUGGUAAGCUGCUAGAGCCGCGACACACGUCCUUACGGCCAGCAGUUUCAUGUGCGAUGUAGCAAAUACCGCGCAAGUCAAAAGAUAGCGCUGGCAACGUCUUGCCCUAAUGGCAUCGCUACGAG